Messenger RNA from Branchiostoma belcheri (Belcher's lancelet), 854 nucleotides. RefSeq lists its product as uncharacterized. The record is from RefSeq and is a predicted model, not a curated record. The transcript has 2 exons. The coding region runs from base 329 to 772 and encodes 147 amino acids. Lineage: Eukaryota; Metazoa; Chordata; Leptocardii; Amphioxiformes; Branchiostomatidae.
UCCGCUUUGUACUGUUGUCAACCUUUGGCUCUGCGGAGAAGGCAGAACUGUUGCCUGGGAAGGGACGACAUUUCCGCUGUUCAAGGGUUGAACCGCCAUCUUUAAGGGGCCCUAAUUGUUUUUAAGGUGACUGUAUUGUUAGUUACACCAAUAUCAGUACUGGAGAACAUCCAGGGAAUCCGGCACACGGACAUGGGACAUCGUGAACAGCUGAUUCUACAGCGUGUUCUAAGUGUCCUUUAUCUAUAUCGACUGUGUGUCACGUGCCGAAGAAGAAAUAGCAGUGCUCACUGAAGGUACUGACGAGUCAAUAGUGCUGUCCGGCGGGAUGCUGUACCUGGCCCUAACCCAGCGGCCCUGCACACAAAUCACCCCCGCUCGCUGCUGUGAACUCGCCAUCCUCCCCCAACACCGAGACGAACAGCCCUGCAUCUACUACUUCUCCUUCGCCUGCCACACGCUGACAGAGAAACGUUUCAUCGACACCGUCAUCUUCAGGUGCGCACUGCAGCUCAUGCUGCCUGUCAAUCAACACGGACUGACGCACGGCGGGAACGUGACGCGGGCGAAAGGGUCUCCGUUAUGCUGGACGAAGAACAGACGGACUGAGUACAGCACGUCAUUGGUCAUCCUCCCCCAGCACGUGACUAUGACGUACAGAACCGAGGUGAAGACGUCUCUAACAGACUGUGAGGCCUGGUACAAGACAUCCGUGGAACUUAUUCCACACAAAUACACAAACAUGAAGGUCCUUUAUAGGUACUCUCGGUAGGGGAGGAAGUCAUUUUACUUAAAUGGUUGUUUUACAUCAUGGUCGUUUGGACGGUGGCAAUUUUACCAAUUUAUGUAUACAU